This is a messenger RNA of Marchantia polymorpha subsp. ruderalis, 399 nucleotides long. NCBI's taxonomy places the organism in Eukaryota, Viridiplantae, Streptophyta, Marchantiopsida, Marchantiales, Marchantiaceae. The record is from the annotation of a GenBank genome assembly.
GACCGUCUGUCAUAAGAUUUGUCUAGUACGUGAUUCACUGAAUAAAUCAGACGCUCUGGUCAGAGGUUCGUCUGAUUGGAUUCGAAAAAUGAGAAGGACUAAUGUGUAUCAGUCUUCAGAGCUCGUUGCUAAGGAGACAAGCUUGAAAUCAAAUACCGAAACAAGGUGCACGUUUUUCCAACUUGAAGGUUUCACCAUACCUGACCAAAUCCUCGCCUUUCUUCGUCGAUCACGUCUCAGUGCCUUGAACUCCGGAUAUGAAGCAGAAGGUUGGCACUUGAAGCCGUCUGCUCAAUGGGAAUCCUCUUUGCAGUAGCACUCGCGGCGGAGUGCACAUUUUGUUAGAAUAAGUUAGAUUCGAAAGUUACUCUUAGAGUGCUAAUAUUACACAAAACUUGA